AUGUUGCAUGUCAGAAGAGCACCCACACAAGUCGCGCUAUCGAGUACUGCGCUAAGCGGAAAUGAAGCCCAAAGAGAAUCGCACGAUUCUCUCAUUGUUGCAAGCCACAAGUAUUCCAAUCCACGCAUUUCCAGUCGUUUGAAAAAACCCCUUCGUAUCAUUUGCUUAUCUCCCUCCCCUUUCGAUUGCACCCGCCAGCUCCUUGAGGGCGCUUCGAAAAGAAUGAGUACCCCAUAUAGAGACCAACUGUACCGUGCUGAAACGUAGAUUUUACACUCGAGUCUCGCGGCGUUUGGAGUCUUCGCCAGUUCUUGUGUCCAACCAGCUCGGUAUCUCGCCCAGCAGCUGUCAGCAGGUGCGAGAACAUGAUGUCAACCACUACCUCUAGAACGGAAACGCAAAACAUGGGCAGGGCACAACUGGACUCCCACCACGUUCAGGGAGCGAGUUGGAAAGCACAAUGGAAACCUGGCUUCUGAGAUGUAGUCGAGGAAAACGAGGAAACUAUACGGACGCUCACAGAAUGUUGGUUCGGAAAUGGGGCCUCUUUUACGCCCUAACGCCCUAACGGUGGUGGUGGAAUGCAAGCAAGUGGCGAUCGAAUACUUGGUUUUACAAUCAAGUGCGAAUGCACACAGAUGCUGGGUUUGAGAUGCGUAUCUUUUAGAGCUGCGAGUAAAAACAAUUGUGAAAGUAAAGUUUGAUUACUUCUUGA
Messenger RNA from Chondrus crispus (carragheen), 715 nucleotides. RefSeq lists its product as hypothetical. Lineage: Eukaryota; Rhodophyta; Florideophyceae; Gigartinales; Gigartinaceae. The record is from RefSeq and is a predicted model, not a curated record. The transcript has 2 exons. Bases 1 to 267 code for a protein of 88 amino acids.